Paramecium tetraurelia is the source of this 480-nucleotide messenger RNA. RefSeq lists its product as uncharacterized. The record is from RefSeq and is a predicted model, not a curated record. The transcript is spliced from 2 exons. Lineage: Eukaryota; Ciliophora; Oligohymenophorea; Peniculida; Parameciidae.
AUGAACAAAAUAAUUAUUUUGUCAUUGAUGACAGCAUAUGUUGUUGCAAAUAACCAAAGCUAUUAUAGAAGAUGUUCAAAAGCUGUUUGUGCUGUUCCCUAUUAAACUUGCUAAAAUGAUGUUGCUUGCCAAUAAACCUUCGCAAUCUGUGAAGAAUAAUGUUCUUCUGGAUAAGAGAAUUGCAUUGAAACAUGCCUAUUGAGUUCAAAUUCCUUAACUGUUUAGAGAUUAGCCCUUUGUUCAUUGAAUAAUAUGUGUAUGAAUUCUAUGGAUUGUAAGGCUGAUAUUACUUGUCCAGCUACUUGCAAGGAACCAGUAAAAUUGGGAAAUGAUAAAUGCAGCACUCCAUCUACUUAUGCAUCUUAAGAAUGCAUAUCAGAUUUCUUAAUUUAAAUUGGAAGAGAUGAAUGCGCAGACAGACUUUGUGUUUGCAAAACAGGAGGAUCUUUAGAAGUUUUUAUAACUGGAUGUUAUUGUUGA